GUGCGGCUAUCGAUGAAUUUUCGGCUAAAUGGGGUUGCUAUCUUAACAUACCAUGCACAAUUUGUGAACAAUUUUUUAUUGCCGGCGUUCGAAUUUCUGAAGAAUAAGAUUAAAAAUAAACAUAGAAAAUGAAAUUAGUGCGAUUUUUGAUGAAGCUCAGCCACGAGACGGUGACAAUCGAGCUGAAGAAUGGCACUCAAAUACACGGCACUAUAACAGGCGUAGAUGUAGCCAUGAACACUCACCUGAAGAGUGUUCGGAUGACCAUCAAGAACAGAGAUCCUGUUCAUCUGGAGUCGCUAAGCAUCCGUGGCAACAACAUAAGGUACUUCAUACUGCCCGACAGCUUGCCGUUGGAAACUUUGCUGAUAGAUGAUACCCCGAAAUCCAAGACAAAGAAGAAGGACAGCGGACGCGUUGGUAAUCGUGGCCGCGGAAGAGGUGCGCGCGGACGUGGAGGACCCAGAGGACGCGGCCGAGGCAGGGGAGGAUCCAGAGGAGGACGUUAAUUUUGUAACUCCUAAAUUUAAUAAAAAUUUAAACAUUUCAAAUACAUGUCCGUUGAAUUUACUCAACUGUAUUUAUUUAUACAAAAAAACAAAGCUGUUCAACUGGAGAACCGUCUGAAAAAUGAUUCAAUAAAACGAAUAGAAUACUA
Drosophila subobscura is the source of this 658-nucleotide messenger RNA. It is a transcript of the gene SmD1, whose product is annotated as probable small nuclear ribonucleoprotein Sm D1. Bases 129 to 509 code for a protein of 126 amino acids. The record is from RefSeq and is a predicted model, not a curated record. Gene Ontology annotation, cellular component: U2 snRNP; precatalytic spliceosome; U12-type spliceosomal complex. Gene Ontology annotation, biological process: RNA processing; spliceosomal snRNP assembly. NCBI's taxonomy places the organism in Eukaryota, Metazoa, Arthropoda, Insecta, Diptera, Drosophilidae. Gene Ontology annotation, molecular function: RNA binding. The transcript has 2 exons.